AUGAAACCAUCUAAACUGCAAGAUCAUCUGAGAAGAUGCCACCCUGAUAAAACAGAGAAAGAUUUGAAAUACUUUCAAACACUCAAAGAUAAAUUUCAGAAGAGACCUACAGUGGACAGAAUGUUCGCUUCGACAUCACAAAGAAAUGAUGAUGGUUUGCGGGCGUCUUACAAUAUCUCGUUACUUAUAGCAAAAUCCGGAAAACCGCAUACUAUCGGAGAGAAGUUAAUUUUGCCUGCCGUUGAAGAGGUUUUAAAAACUGUUUUACACAAACCUGCAUCUGAUAUCAUUAAAACAAUUCCCUUAAGCAACAAUACUGUUGAAAGACGUACUGAUGAAAUGAGUUCUGAUAUUGAAAGCUUCUUAUGUAGUUAUUUGCAAACGACCCAUUUCUCUAUACAACUGGACGAGUCAACUUUACCUGAUAAUGCAGCAUUAUUAUUGGCAUAUGUUCGUUUUAUUAUGAAUCAAGAAAUCUACGAAGAACUGCUCUUCGCAAGAACUUUGAUAACCGACACUCAAGGUGAAUCAAUAUUUUAUGUUUUGAAGGAUUACUUCAUUGAAAAAGCAAUUCCUUUAUCAAAUAUAAUAUCAGUAGCUACAGAUGGAGCACCUGCCAUGCUCUCAAAUAACAGAGUAUAUUGUUCUGCUGCCUGUGAAUCGGAGGAUAACGAGCAUCGAAACUACGAUUCUUACACUACAGAAAUUAACUCAUUAAAGCACGAGAUACAAGAUAAAGAGAAACAUAUAAUUAGAUUAACGAAGAAGGCCAAGGAUUUUGAAGAAGAUGUUUUUGAAUCUGAACAAAGUUUCAUAGAGGAGCAAAAUUCUUUUAAAGACCAAUUGAAAAACCAAAAAGAAAGAAUGUGUACACUACAAAAAGAAAUAGUCGACGCAGAAGAGAAGAACAAAAACCUUCAGAACCAGAUGGACAGUUAUGAACAAAUGACAAAAGACAUGCAAACAGAGAUGACGAAGCUAAAAAAUAUUCAUGCCGAUAUGCUGAAAACCAUUAGUCUUUUGGAAGAAACAAACAAUGCAUACUCAAGGAAAAUAGCCGAAUUAGAAGAAAGAACAAAAGAAGACAGGUGUCGAUUGUCGGAGAACACUGAAGGAAAUGCCAACGAUCAACAGAAUAUAUUAGACGAUAGGGAUAAACAGCUGAGGACUGAGGAAAAUGUAUCUUUGAAUGAUGAACUUUUUAAACAAUCCAGGAACAGUGCGAAGACUUCCAAGAAACUGCUCAUUGUGGGCGAUCAAUUGGCCAGAAACUGCGCUAGAGUCUUACAUAAUUCAAUGAAGAGCAUAGGCUAUAUAGUUGAAGGAAUUGUUAAGCCCAACACAGAGGCUGCAAAUAUCACAAGUAAUAUUUUCACUCAAACUAUGGAUCAUGGACAAAGUGACUACUUGCGAUGA
Messenger RNA from Acanthoscelides obtectus, 1416 nucleotides. The record is from the annotation of a GenBank genome assembly. Lineage: Eukaryota; Metazoa; Arthropoda; Insecta; Coleoptera; Chrysomelidae.